Molecule: messenger RNA, 822 nt
Organism: Durusdinium trenchii
Lineage: Eukaryota; Dinophyceae; Suessiales; Symbiodiniaceae
Source: the annotation of a GenBank genome assembly
AUGGGGGCGGAGCAAAAUGAGUUUCGGGAACUGGAUUGGGCAGACGUGGGGAGAAAGUAUUGUGUCGCCAACUACCUGAUGGCUUCCUAUUACCGCUCAGUGCUUGCAGUCAAGCGGCAGCUGACAGUGGAUGUAGACAGAAAGCCAGUUUCUUGCACAGAUCUGCUUUUGCGAGCGCUGCCAUAUUUGCUUUUUCCAGAUGUGGUGGUGGCCACAAUAGGGAAAGAUAAUGUUCUACCUGAUGUUUCACAAGAGCAGCUCGCAUUUGAGAUUCAUUACGCGGCCGCCGUAAUUCGGGUGUUGAAGCGCUUGGGAGUUCGUGCAUAUGGUUUGGAGAGCCCAAGUAUGGGGAAGAUUUGUAGAAUGCAGGGUUCAACUUUCGCCAUUGAAGCGGUCAUGGCUUCUCGCAGAGCAGCUGACAUUGAAGAACACCGAAAUCGCUUUGACCAAGUGACAAACUACGCAAAAGCCAAGCACAAGUGCUUGCUGAUCAUUGGAAGGCAUGACCAGGACAGCAAAUUGAGAAAACUUGUGCGAGACACGUGGGGUGGUAUAGAAAUUGUUGGACUUGCAGCCAAUUCGGCACACACAGGCUACCAUGUCUAUGUGAAGCAGCAAGAGCAGCAAGGUAAGGAAGUUUUGGACUUCUGCAUCCCAUGCGAUGGAGUUGCAAGGAGCUUUUCCUUCAAGGAUGAAGAACCAUUCUUUGAGAUCAGUUCUGCCCAGAAGUUCAAAUCCAUUCAGCCAGGCUGGAUUUCUCUUGAGCAUUCAAACAUAUUCAAACUCACAGGUCUGUGUUUUGAAAGAUGUCAGAACGUGUAG